AUCAACAUGAAAAUGGGAAACUAAAGUGUCAUCUCAGAGUUCCUCCUCCUGGGUCUGCCUAUUGAGCCAGGGCUGCGGGACCAGUUCUAUGCCCUGUUCCUGCUCAUGUAUGUUACCACCGUCGUGGGGAACCUGCUCAUCAUCAUCCUCAUUCUCCUGGACUCCCGCCUCCACACACCCAUGUAUUUGUUUCUCAGUAACUUGUCCUUCUCUGACCUCUGCUUCUCCUCUGUCACAAUGCCCAAACUGCUGCAGAACAUGCAGAGCCAGGUCCCGUCCGUCCCCUAUGCCAGCUGCCUGGCCCAGAUGUACUUCUUCUUGCUUUUUGCAGACUUGGAGAGCUUCCUCCUGGUGGCCAUGGCCUAUGACCGCUAUGUGGCCCUUUGCUUUCCCCUGCACUACACCACCAUCAUGAGCCCCAAGCUCUGUCUCUCCCUGGUGGUGCUGUCCUGGGUGCUAACCACUUUUAUCUCUUUAUUGCACACGCUACUCAUGGCUCGGCUGUCCUUCUGUGCUGAUAAUGUGAUUCCUCACUUUUUCUGUGACAUGUCAGCUCUGCUAAAGUUGGCCUGCUCUGACAUUCAAAUAAAUGAAAUGGUGAUAUUUAUUUUGGGAGGGCUUGUCAUUAUUGUUCCAUUCCUGUUGAUCUUUUUAUCCUAUGCACGGAUUGUGUCCUCCAUCCUCAGGGUCCCUUCUGCCGGGGGCAUCCGCAAGGCCUUCUCCACCUGUGGCUCCCACCUCUCCGUGGUGUCUCUCUUCUACGGGACAAUCAUUGGCCUCUACUUGUGCCCUUCAGACAACAAUUCUACUGUUAAGGAGACUGUCAUGGCCGUGAUGUACACUGUGGUCACCCCUAUGCUGAAUCCCUUCAUCUACAGCCUGAGGAAUCGGGACAUAAAGGGAGCCUUAGGAAGAGUAUUUUCCAAAUGGACGAUUCAGCUUUCUCUGGGACAGGGACUCUAAAGACUAAUGUAUGUUUUCAAACAGUAGGCAUAAUAUUGACAAUGAGUAGUAUUCCGUAAAGUCUAGUAAGCACCAA
Molecule: messenger RNA, 1039 nt
Organism: Panthera uncia (snow leopard)
Lineage: Eukaryota; Metazoa; Chordata; Mammalia; Carnivora; Felidae
Product: olfactory receptor-like protein DTMT
Exons: 1
Biological process (GO): G protein-coupled receptor signaling pathway
Cellular component (GO): membrane
Molecular function (GO): olfactory receptor activity; G protein-coupled receptor activity
Source: RefSeq, a predicted model, not a curated record